AUGCCCGACUACGACGACGAUAUGCUCCCUCCACCUGCGACUCCUUCACAGGACCGUACCUACGGCGGCAACAACGCAUUUCACAACUUCUUUAACGACUUUUCUCACAUCUCUGACCCUAACCUACGCCGAAGACUUGCCUUGUCUGAGAUUGACAAGGUCCCUUUUGGCGCAUACCAUGUUCGCGCAGUAUUAGUGGCAGGCGUUGGAUUUUUCCUCGACUCCUACGACAUAUUUGCCAUCAACCUUGUAACUGCUCUGCUUGGUGUUGUCUUCUGGGGUGACCCAAACCCCCAGAACGGCUUCAGCGGUAACAAUGGAUACCUCCCCGACCCGGUGAACCAGGCCUUCAAAGCUUCUACCAGUGCAGGAAUCGUCAUCGGUAUGGUUGUGUUUGGCUGGUUGGCAGACCCAGCGAUGGGUUCAACUGGCUUGCUCAUCUUCUGGCGGAUCAUCAUGGGCAUUGGUAUCGGUGGCGAUUAUCCACUAUCCAGUGUAAUUACGUCGGAAUUUUCGCCGACGAGGUGGCGCGGCGCCAUGGUGGCUGCCGUCUUUUCCAUGCAGGGUCUUGGACAGCUUGUUGCAGCCAUCGUAGCCCUUAUCACGACCGUCGCUUUCAAGGAAUCGUUCAUCGGCGCUGCUAACGAGAGCAAAUGCGGAUACGAAUGCCGCCUGGCUGCCGACCGAGCAUGGCGAAUCAUCAUUGGAGUGGGCGCAGUACCGGCCUGCAUUGCUCUCUAUUACCGUAUCACCAUCCCCGAAACGCCUCGAUAUACCUUUGAUAUCGAACACGAUGUGGAGAAGGCUGAUGCCGAUAUCAAGGCAUAUGUGGCGAGUAAAUCCAAGGGCUCAUUCGAUGUGGUACACCAGGUCAGGACGAAACGCAUUGCUGGGCGCAAUCUCAACGUGCCACGUGCUUCUUGGUCUGACCUUGUCGCCUUUUUCCGUAUAUGGGCUAAUUUCAAGAUGCUUCUGGGCACUACAUUGUCCUGGUUCUUCUUGGAUCUCGCAUUCUAUGGCCUUGGCCUCAACAACACCGUGGUUCUCCAGGCAAUUGGAUAUGGCACAGGUGAUACGCUUUACGAAAAACUUCACAACCAGGCAGUGGGAAUGAUCAUCUUGACUUGUGCAGGCUCUCUACCUGGCUAUUGGACUGCCAUCUUUACUAUCGACACCUUCGGUCGCAAGCCACUCCAGGUGAUUGGCUUCUUUCUCCUUACAAUCCUUUUCUGCAUUCUCGGGUUCGCAUACAAAAGCUUGACGCGGGGAGCCUUGCUUGCCCUGUACAUCAUUGGCCAGUUUUUGUUCAACGCCGGCCCAAACACGACUACGUUUAUUGUCCCAGGAGAAUGCUUUCCUACACGAUAUCGAUCUACGGGCCACGGAAUCUCGGCGGCCAUGGGCAAGAUUGGAGCUAUCAUUGCUCAGUGCAUCAGCAUACCCCUGGUGCGUCAGGGUUCUGCCGAGGAUUGCAAGGGUGCCGAAUGCUCGCCAAACCUGCACCGCCUUCUCCAGCUCUUUGCCCUGUUCAUGCUGUUUGGUACUCUUGUCUCACUCCUGAUCCCUGAGACCAAGGGAAUGACGUUGGAGGAGCUUUCAGGUGAGCCGCGUACGAGUUACAAUGCAGGCUGUAAUGGCAGCAUCAGCCUCGGCUCCCCAAAACUAAGGGCAUGGAACCCUUUCCACGGUGGUCAACCUGCAGGAUUCUCGUAUCCUCGAUCGCGACCAGGCCACUUCUCUAAGCAUCGAAAGUCGGACCGUGUUGGAAUCAUGACAUCACCCGAGCUAAUGGCAGAGACGUCUCGACUUCGACGACCCCGUUUCUGGAGGAGACACCGCAAGGCCAAGUCAAGCAACGGAACGAACGAGAUUGCACUAAGCACUCGCAGCUCAGGAACAACAGACGACGACAUCUUCCCAGCAGGUGCUCCGGUGCCCGCUCCGAUGAGCCCCCCGCAACCCCCACCAAGCUGGGGAGCCGGUUGGGGACGUAUCGACAGAGGAGGACCGCCGCCGUUAUUGAACUCGGUGCAGCUGCAGGAUGUCGGCAGCCUGCUCAAAGAAUAA
Fusarium vanettenii 77-13-4 is the source of this 2067-nucleotide messenger RNA. RefSeq lists its product as uncharacterized. The record is from RefSeq and is a predicted model, not a curated record. Gene Ontology annotation, cellular component: membrane. Gene Ontology annotation, molecular function: transmembrane transporter activity. Lineage: Eukaryota; Fungi; Ascomycota; Sordariomycetes; Hypocreales; Nectriaceae. The coding region runs from base 1 to 2067 and encodes 688 amino acids. The transcript is spliced from 6 exons. Gene Ontology annotation, biological process: transmembrane transport.